AUGACUAUAGUUCUAGCGGAGAAGGUUUGUGGUGUUGGUAAUGACAAUGAAGGAGGAGAUAAUAGUGGUUGCAACGAUUGUAACAAUAACGAUGGAGGAGAGGAAGGAGUAGAAGGAAGAAGAGAAGGAAGUAGUGAUGUUGGAGGAGGAAGUAGUGGUGAUACAGGAGGAAGAAGAGGAGGUAGUGGAGGAGUAAGAGGAGAUGGUGAUGGUAGUGUCAUAGGAGAAGAUGGUGGUAACAACAGUGGUAGUAAAAGGAAUAAGGACGGUAGUGUCUGUAGAAAGGGUAGAGAAGGGGAGGAAAAGACAAGGGCUUUAUGUAAAUAA
Messenger RNA from Solanum stenotomum, 327 nucleotides. RefSeq names its product trihydrophobin-like. NCBI's taxonomy places the organism in Eukaryota, Viridiplantae, Streptophyta, Magnoliopsida, Solanales, Solanaceae. The transcript has a single exon. Bases 1 to 327 code for a protein of 108 amino acids. The record is from RefSeq and is a predicted model, not a curated record.